Molecule: messenger RNA, 1113 nt
Organism: Lingula anatina
Lineage: Eukaryota; Metazoa; Brachiopoda; Lingulata; Lingulida; Lingulidae
Molecular function (GO): protein binding
Source: RefSeq, a predicted model, not a curated record
CCAUCUUUAACAACCUAUAAACAAAUAGAUGUAGCGGGUGAAUGAAAAUUUGUCAUAUAUUCCAGAAUGAAGGGCCAUAUAUGUAUUUCAGUCAAAGACGUAUUUUAAUAGAAGAGGUUGGAAUGAAUCAGCACUGAAGAUUAGGGUGGUUAACAAGAGAGUGUCCAUGUGAAGAAAAAUACUAGUAGCUUGGUUAUGUCUGAUAUUCCUCUACUGAAGGCAAUCAAUGCAGCCCUAGCAGAAGCAAGAGCUAAAUACAGCAAUGAUGAAAAAGAAGAAAAGAAAGAAAUACAUGAAAAUACAAGUAAUGUAAACAUUUAUAAUCAUUACGACAACAGGGACAUCAACCAGAAUGAGAAACUGCCUCCCAGCAGUACAGAAUUAAACACUGGCUUUCCUAGGCAUGAUAAACCAGAUGCAGAAAUCAACCUGCUUAAUGCAGAAAUCAGCAAAAACAAAGAAGAAUUAUCCCACCUGGAUGUGGAAAUAAACCAACAGAAACAUGUCAUAGAAGUGAUAAAUGCAGAGAUAAGCCAGCUCCAUAUUGAUAUAGAUGGAGGGAGAGAAGAGGAAGAAAAAGAAAAUGACCAUGAGAUCAAGGAUGACCCUGUUUUUAGACACAUACAAGAGACUGUGAAGAGGAAUAAAGAAAAGCGUGAUUCAGUGGUCUCAAUGGCAUCUAGCACAUCUUCAGUGGGCAGUGAGGGAGGCCAUGCUGUGAAGACUUCAGCCAACUUUACCACCGUCCCCUAUGGCUUUAUUCCUAAGGCAGCUUACGAACAUAAUAAGAAGAAUACUGACAUUAUGGGGGUCACCUACAAUGGCAAAAUGAAGCAGUUUGUGAUAGUUGAUGCCAAAGGAAUAACAACAUGGAGUCCUGAAGCUAUCAAUGUGUCAGUUAGCAGAGCCCACAAUUACCCCAAGUAUGAAUACAGGCUAGUAACCCACCUUGUUUAUGCCAAGAAACAUAAUGUCUACUUUGCUCUUUGGAAGGAUUUUUCACUCAAGGUGCUGAAUAAAGACUUUGAGGCUGCCUGCUCUGUGAGUGCCAGUCUGAGGUCUGUGCUGUUCAUGCUCUUCAACCCAGUUAGAGAUGAACUCANUUAUAUUUAG